Messenger RNA from Mya arenaria, 1404 nucleotides. RefSeq lists its product as uncharacterized. Lineage: Eukaryota; Metazoa; Mollusca; Bivalvia; Myida; Myidae. Gene Ontology annotation, molecular function: cobalamin binding. Gene Ontology annotation, biological process: cobalamin transport. The record is from RefSeq and is a predicted model, not a curated record. Bases 148 to 1275 code for a protein of 375 amino acids. The transcript is spliced from 8 exons.
UGAUUUAACACUGUAAUUAAACAAUCCGUUGAUGUCACACAAACUUCAUCAUUAUUGUAUAUAAUAUGACCAUUCAUGAAGAGAACUAGCUCAUUUCAUAUUGUUGCAAACAAAAUCAUCACGGUGAGUUAGUGUUGAUGCGCGGAAAUGUGGUCGACCAAUUGGAUUCUGAUUUACCUCUUCGUGCCGCUCCUUACACUCGGCCAAGUUUCGUCAUUCACGUUGACAAUCAGGAAUGUGCCUGUAGCAUUGGAGGAGUCAGUCACACUGCCUAUUGAGGGGAGUUACAGCCUUCUACACUACCUGUCCUUGGCCUUCGAGCAGGGCCUACAAAACCUGCAGACAUUUACAACAACGUACUACCCGGGGCAGGGCUUCUACGUGUUCGCCAUUAACGGUGAUGAGAGCGUCCCUAACGACUACGGCUGGCAGGUGACCGACAAUGGCACCAUUGUAACUGUCGGGUUGGAUUCCUACUUCCCAACCGACGGCAGUAAUAUUAUGGUGGCAAUGGUGGAGGUACCGAAGUUCCUGCUCACCGUGGAGAACACAUUCAAUGAGAAUUUGUUAAAUGUGUCCGUUCGCCUGCCCGUCCGCGAGGGCAGGACACUCAUCCAAUACCUACCGGAUGCCAUCAAGAGACAAGAUACUGCCUUACUCAGUUUCUCGGCUACAUAUGAACCAAGCAAGGGUUACACAGUGAACAUCAUCAACGAUGUUGCAGAGAACAAAGCUGAUAAAACAUAUUGGUCAGUUUUGAAAUUUGGCGUCGCCUUAGAGAUAGUCGUGAGUCAGUACGUUCCUGUACCAGAUGAUGAAAUAACAUUCCGCUUUGCCACGUACUCGGGGCUCCAGCCGCCGUCUCCUUCCGCCGUCCCGCUACCUAACAACACUCCUCCCACCCCCCAACAAGCUACUAUCAACUAUACUAUUAUCAACAACAUUAUGGACCCAACCUUCUCCAACAUGAUAACACUGGCUGUAGAUGCCGGAAGUCCAAUGAUCAACUAUAUGGAGCGCGCAUGUGACACUAGAUCGGCAGAAUUCAAGUCGUUCUCAGUGAUGUACAUGGUUGAGUUCGAUGGAUAUUUCGUGUAUGCCGUGAAUGGGGUGGUGGCGGACUGGCAGACGACAUACUGGAUACUCACUAACAACACGGAUCAAAUCACCGCAGGUGUGAGUAACUACGUUCCCGUGGCGGCAGAAUCACUUGCUCUUACCUACACGUACGUACCGGAUAACGCCAACACGACAACAGAGGCGACCCCCGCCUAGAACCUCCCGGUCACUGUCUACCAUCCGAUUUUACUUGUCAUCAUUUGUGUUUAAUAUUGGACAUUUGCAAUACGAUUACACAAUUAUAUUUAAAAAAACGCGUCCAUAACAUUAAAAUACAAAUGUAUA